Molecule: messenger RNA, 4611 nt
Organism: Sarcophilus harrisii (Tasmanian devil)
Lineage: Eukaryota; Metazoa; Chordata; Mammalia; Dasyuromorphia; Dasyuridae
Gene: RANBP17
Product: RAN binding protein 17
Exons: 28
Coding region: 151-3417 (1088 amino acids)
Biological process (GO): protein export from nucleus
Cellular component (GO): nuclear pore; cytoplasm
Molecular function (GO): nuclear export signal receptor activity; small GTPase binding
Source: RefSeq, a predicted model, not a curated record
UUCUUCCUUCGCCCCGCCUCCAACCUGCUCUCACAGUCUCGUUCUCUCCGGGGCCGGCUACGCCCCGCCUCCUGCUCCGUGUCCCUCCCCCUGCUCCGUGCCCCGCCUCCGUUUGCUCUCCGGGUCGGGCGGGCGCCGCCUCUCGGGAAGAUGGCGCUGCACUUUCAGAGUUUGAAUGAAUUGGAAGUAUUAUGUAAUCACCUCUACAUAGGGACUGAUCUUUCACAGCGCAUACAAGCUGAGAAAGUGCUGUUGGAACUUAUUGACAGUCCAGAUUGUCUCAGCAAGUGUCAGCUUUUAUUAGAACAAGGAACAUCAUCCUAUUCUCAGCUACUUGCAGCAACAUGCCUUUCAAAACUUGUCAGUAGAGUGAUGCCUCUACCUAUUGAACAAAGAAUAGAUAUCCGGAAUUAUAUUCUGAAUUAUAUAGCAUCUCAGCCCAAACUGGCUCCCUUUGUCAUUCAAGCUCUUGUUCAAGUCAUCGCUAAAAUUACCAAGCUCGGAUGGUUUGAGGUUCAGAAAGAUGAAUUUAUUUUCAGAGAUAUUAUUGCUGAUGUGAAAAAAUUCCUACAGGGUACUAUGGACCAUUAUAUAAUAGGCGUGAUAAUCCUUUCUGAAUUAACUCAAGAAAUGAACCUGGUUGAUUAUUCUAGACCUUCAGCAAAACACCGGAAAAUAGCCACUUCAUUCAGGGAUACCUCUCUCAAGGACAUUUUAGUGCUGGCAUGCUCACUCCUAAAAGAAGUGUUGGCAAAACCUUUAAAUCUUCAGGAUCAAGUUGAACAAAAUCUGAUAAUGCAAGUCUUGAAACUUGUCCUCAACUGUCUUAAUUUUGACUUCAUUGGCAGUUCAGCAGAUGAAUCUGCAGAUGAUCUUUGCACAGUACAGAUUCCAACAACUUGGAGAACAAUUUUCCUGGAGUCAGAAACUUUGGACCUUUUCUUCAAUUUGUAUCAUGCUCUUCCACCUUUACUAUCUCAAUUAGCACUUUCUUGUUUGGUUCAGUUUGCUUCUGCAAGGAGAUCAUUAUUUAGCAGUCCAGAACGUGCCAGAUAUCUUGGUGAUUUAGUUAAAGGAGUGAAAAGGAUACUUGAAAACCCUCAGUGUUUGGCAGAACCGGGAAAUUACCAUGAAUUCUGUCGAUUUUUGGCUCGUUUAAAGACUAAUUACCAGUUGGGAGAAUUAAUAAUGGUGAAGGAAUAUCCAGAAGUUAUCAGAUUGAUUGCUAAUUUUACAAUUACUAGCCUCCAGCAUUGGGAAUUUGCACCCAACAGUGUUCAUUAUUUGUUAACUCUGUGGCAGAGAAUGGUAGCAUCUGUACCUUUUGUGAAAUCAACUGAACCUCAUCUCUUAGAUACAUAUGCACCUGAAAUCACAAAGGCAUAUAUUACUUCUCGAUUGGAAUCUGUCGCCAUAGUCAUCAGAGAUGGUUUGGAAGAUCCACUGGAUGAUUCAGCUACUGUAUUUCAGCAGCUAGAACAAUUGUGUACUGUCAGCAGAUGUGAAUAUGAAAAGACAUGUGCUCUUCUUAUACAGUUAUUUGACCAAAAUGCACAGAAUUAUCAAAAACUGAUACAGUCAUCUGCCAGAAGAUCCGUAGAUAUAUCAGUUCAAGAAGGACGUCUUGCAUGGCUGGUAUACUUAGUUGGUACUGUUAUAGGAGGAAGACUCACUUACACUAGUACAGAUGAACAUGAUGCAAUGGAUGGAGAAUUAUCUUGCCGAGUUUUUCAGCUUAUAUCUUUGUUGGAUUCCCAAUUGCCUCAGUAUAGUAAUGAAAAAAUAGAACUUGCAAUUCUUUGGUUUUUGGAUCAGUUUCGUAAAACAUAUGUGGGUGACCAACUUCAACGAACCUCAAAGGUAUAUGCCCGAAUGUCCGAGGUCUUGGGAAUAACAGAUGACAACCAUGUUCUAGAAACAUUUAUGACAAAAAUUGUUACAAACCUUAAAUACUGGGGAAGAUGUGAACCUGUGAUAGUGAGAACUCUGCAGUUCCUAAAUGAUCUUUCUGUUGGUUAUAUUCUUUUAAAAAAACUGGUGAAAAUAGAGGCUGUGAAAUUCAUGCUUCAGAAUCAUACUAGUGAGCACUUUCCUUUUCUGGGUGUCAAUGAAGACUACAAUCUCAGUGACCUCAGAUGUCGAACAACAUUCUACACAGCUCUUACUCGCCUCCUCAUGGUUGAUCUAGGUGAAGAUGAGGAUGAAUUUGAGAAUUUCAUGCUCCCUCUCACAGUUUCAUUUGAAUCGGUAGCUCAAAUAUUCAACAAUGACUUUAAACAGGAAGAAACAAAGCGUAUGUUGAUCGGGCUGGCAAGAGAUCUUCGAGGGAUUGCCUUUGCACUGAACACAAAGACCAGCUACACCAUGCUGUUUGACUGGAUCUACUCAGCAUACCUUCCUAUUCUUCAGAAGGCUAUUGAGCGGUGGUACCAAGAACCUGAAUGUACAACUCCCAUUCUGAAACUAAUGGCAGAACUAAUGCAGAACAGGUCCCAGCGUUUGAAUUUUGAUGUAUCGUCUCCUAAUGGAAUUCUUCUUUUCAGAGAGGCUAGUAAAAUGAUUUGCACUUAUGGUAAUCAGAUCCUGUCUCUUGGGAGCCUCUCAAAAGAUCAGAUUUAUCCAAUGAAACUCAAGGGCAUUUCCAUCUGCUAUUCUGCUCUCAAGUCUGCCUUAUGUGGAAAUUAUGUCAGCUUUGGCGUCUUCAAGUUGUACGGGGACAACCAUUUUGACAACGUACUCCAGGCCUUUGUCAAAAUGCUGCUUUCAGUGUCCCAUAGUGACUUGCUACAAUAUCGGAAAUUGAGCCAGUCUUAUUACCCUCUCCUGGAAUGUCUCACCCAGGACCACAUGAGUUUUAUCACUAAUUUAGAGCCUCGGGUGCUCAUGUACUUUCUCACAUCUAUCUCUGAGGGACUAACUGCUCUUGACACAAUUGUCUCUUCUAGCUGUUGUACAAGUUUGGAUUACAUUAUGACCUACCUCUUCAAGCACAUAGCAAAAGAAGGCAGGAAACCACUUCGACAUCAAGAAGUUUCCCAGGAUGGUCAGAGGCUGCUCCAUUUCAUGCAGCAAAAUCCAGAUGUCCUACAACAGAUGAUGUCUGCUCUCUUGAACAUCAUCGUUUUUGAGGACUGUCGGAACCAGUGGUCAGUGUCAAGGCCUCUGCUGGGUCUUAUACUACUCAAUGAGGAGUAUUUCAGUGAAUUGAGGGAGAGCCUGAUAAACAGCCAACCCAUUGGCAAACAUGAAGUCCUGGCCCAGUGUUUCAGGAACCUGAUGGAGGGUGUGGAACAGAACCUGCUGAUAAAGAACAGAGACAGAUUCACUCAAAAUCUGUCAGUUUUCAGAAGAGAUAUGGUUGAAGCGCUACGUAGCGAUGGAAGCACAGAAUCAGGCGUUUUGGACAUGAUGAGCUGACCCAAUUUCAAUGAUUCCCACGAAGAAUAACGUUUUUGAAUAGACUCUGGAAGGUUUGGGCCUCAGUAUGCUGAUACUGGCCGGACCAAUGGAAAUUUUUUUUAAAACAAUAUCUGCAUUUUUAUAACUCUGGCCUAAUUGUAAGAAUUUAUAAGCAUGAGAACAAUGUAAAAUCACAGUCUUUGCUUUAAAAAAAAGAAACAUGUUUUCAACCUUUCUGUUUGUUCUUAUACUGCUGUAAAAUGGUGUAAAAACAAUAUUUAACCAAAGAACAAAAUAAAUCCAGCUUUGCUCCAAAAUAUGUAUUAGUUAAUGAUAAUGAAGUCAGAUAAUUCACAAAUAUUUUUGGAAGAAAAAUUAGGAAUUCAUCCUUCAACAUGGACUACAUUAAAACAGAGAGCAGAGAUUGAGACAAAUGCUAUUUGAACUUGUUAAAUUAAUAAAGUUCAUUAUUUUUCUAUGAAUAUAGAACAUUAAAUGUUAGAGACGCUGAGAUAAGGGCACUUAGAACAAGGCUGGGAGCUCUCUGAGGUGACCCAUGGGAUUGCUCACAGAGCUCUCCUACACAAUGGCAUCUGAUAAAGCAGAGAGACAGUAAUACAAUUAAAUGACUUACAAACAAUGUUUUCUUUUCACUAGCAUAAAUUUAAAGUGGUUCAGUCUAGAAGAAUUAAGCCAUGCAGUUGCUACAUGCAAGGACAUUUCUUCAGAAAGAAUGAGACAGCUAGCCUCUGAAGCACUGGGCACUGCCAAGCCUAAGCCCUUUUGCUCCCAUAUAGCUUUAAGUGAUCGUGAAAGGGUAUGUCUAAAAUAGAAAAUGCAGCAUAUCCAUCCUGGCAAGCUCAUGGACUUACCAUGGGCUUUGUUGGUGCCAAAGACAGUAUGUACUGGAGGUAAGGAGGUUGAUUGAAGUUCAAGAUUUAAAAGGAUAGAAACUUGUAGUAGAUGAAGAACAAUUUGUUUCUGUUACAUGAUCAUUCUGAUUACUUUUCCAAGAGAAAGGAAAUGGAGAUCAUUGGUUUAGCCAAAAUUCAGGAAGCUAAAGAAGGAUGUAUUUUCCAUUUGUUCUCUACAUGUGAUAUUAUAUUAAUUCAAGGAAGGCAGCUCCCACCUUGUUUUGUACCUUAUUGUCAUUAUGUUCAUGGUCCAGCUUAGUAAUAUAUUUAUCACUUUAAUAAAACAAACCCAAAAGAA